Molecule: messenger RNA, 2004 nt
Organism: Capsicum annuum
Lineage: Eukaryota; Viridiplantae; Streptophyta; Magnoliopsida; Solanales; Solanaceae
Product: chromatin remodeling protein EBS
Exons: 5
Coding region: 961-1611 (216 amino acids)
Molecular function (GO): chromatin binding
Source: RefSeq, a predicted model, not a curated record
CCUCCCCAAAUAGGAGUUGGAGUUGCACAUAGAAGUCCUCAAUUGGCACCCCAGUAGGAACAAAGAGACCCUUGUCCUUCGCUUUCUCUCUCUCCUAUUGCUCUAAUCUCUCCACCCCCUAUUUUCCAGCAACUAGGGUUUUUGCUCCACUUAUUUUACUGAGGAACUCUUACCCAUUUCCAUUUUUUCACGUAUCUUUCACUACAUAACUAUUAUUUUUACAUUUUCCACAACACAAGUUGAGACAAAAGAUUUGAGUCUUUCUUCUUGUAAACCAAAAAGAAAUUUCUGGAACUUUUUCAUUCUUGAAGUUGAGCUUGAAGAUUGAGUCUUUCUUCUUGUAAACCAAAAGAAAUUUGUGGGUUUUCCCACUUUUGAAAUUUGAGCUUAAAGAUUGAGUUUUCUUGUGUAAUCCAAAAGAAUUUCCUGGGUUUUGUUAAAUUCUUGAAAUUGAGCUUAAAGAUUGAGUCUUUCUUGAAAAGCAAAAAUUUUUCUGGUUUUUUUUUUUCAUCUUGAAAAGUUGAGCUUAAAGAUUGGGUCUUUCUUGUGUAAUCCAAAAGAAAUUUCUGGGUAUUUUUCCAUUCUUGUAGUUGAGCUUAAAGAUUGAGUCUUUCUUGUGUAGACCAAAAGAAAUUUCUGAGUUUUUUUCUUUCCAUACUUGAGAAAUUGAGCUUAAAGAUUUAGUCUUUCUUAUUUAAACCUAAAGAAAUUUCUUGGGUUUUUUCCGUUCUUGAAUAUUGAGCUUAAAGAUUCAAUCUUUCUUGUUAACCAAAAGAAAUUUCUGGGUGUUUUUCCAUUCUUGAUUAUCGAGCUUAUAGAUUGAGUCUUUAUUGUAAACCAAAAAGGAAUUUUUGAGUGUUAUCUAUUCUUGAAGUUGAGCUUAAAGAUUGGAUCUUUCUUGUAAACCAAAAAGGAAUUUGUGGGUUUUUUCCAUUCUUGAAGAGUGAGCUUUAAAGAUUGAUGGCUAAGACUAAACCUGGAAAGAAGGACCUCGACUCUUACAAUAUCAAGGGAACCAACAAAGUCGUUAGACCUGGUGAUUGUGUGUUGAUGAGACCAUCUGAUUCUGAUAAACCUCCAUAUGUGGCAAAAGUGGAGAAGCUAGAGGCUGACCACCGUAACAAUGUGAAGGUCCGAGUUAGAUGGUACUACCGGCCCGAGGAGUCUAUUGGUGGUCGCAGACAGUUCCAUGGGGCUAAAGAGCUGUUCUUGUCAGAUCACUUUGAUGUGCAGAGUGCACACACCAUUGAAGGGAAGUGCAUAGUGCACUCUUUUAAGAACUACACCAAACUGGAGAAUGUAGGCCCUGAGGAUUACUUUUGUAGGUUCGAGUACAAAGCUGCCACAGGGGGGUUUACUCCUGACCGUGUUGCUGUGUAUUGCAAGUGUGAAAUGCCCUACAACCCUGAUGAUCUCAUGGUUCAAUGUGAAGGAUGCAAAGACUGGUUCCAUCCCUCUUGUAUGGGUAUGACCAUUGAAGAAGCAAAGAAAUUAGAGCAUUUUUUGUGUUCUGACUGUUCCUCAGAAGAUGACACCAAACGCCCUUUGAACUCAUUUCAUGUUUCACCACCUGAUGAGCUAAAGGUGGACUCAAAGCGCAGGAAGAGAUAAACAACUGACCUUGAUGCAGUAUGAGGAGGUACUCAUUUUCUUGCAUAGUAGCUCUGCCAUUGUUGUAUACAACAACAAUAUACCCACUGAAAUGCCACAAGUGAGGUCUGUGGAGGUAGAGAGGCAUUGUUGUCUGUCUUAUCAAAUUGUAUAGUGCUGAGAGAGUAUUGUCCUUUUGCAAAAGCCAGAGACCCUUCAACCCUCCUCUAUGUACUGUGUAACUUGGCUGUUUAUAAAAGUUUGUGCACUAGACUGGUUGUCUACUGGAUGCAAUUUGUGUGGCUACAUGCAUGAGUAAUAACUCAAUAUUGCAGAGUCCAUCAAAAGAUGAAUUUUAACUGAUACAGUUGUUGGGAACAUUACAAAUCUAGAUGCCUGUUUCUAUGUUGAUUU